Molecule: messenger RNA, 3393 nt
Organism: Aspergillus glaucus CBS 516.65
Lineage: Eukaryota; Fungi; Ascomycota; Eurotiomycetes; Eurotiales; Aspergillaceae
Product: WD repeat-containing protein
Exons: 5
Coding region: 1-3393 (1130 amino acids)
Biological process (GO): negative regulation of fatty acid biosynthetic process
Cellular component (GO): Cul4-RING E3 ubiquitin ligase complex; cytoplasm
Molecular function (GO): protein binding
Source: RefSeq, a predicted model, not a curated record
AUGAAAGAUUCGCUGUACGAUCGUCUUUGGCGCCGCGAAUCCGGCGAGAAAUCGCGGUAUGCGAGCCUUAGUGGAAUUUACGGAUCGAAGGAAUGGGUAAACGAUCUGGAUAUUGUUAACGAACUGGGUGGACAUACGGGGUGUGUAAAUGCGCUAUGCUGGUCUGGCUCUGGCCGUCUACUGGCAUCAGGUUCGGACGAUAAGCAUGUCAACCUUUAUUCCUACCAGCCGGACUCCUCGACCGCGCCGUUUUCCCUUAAUACUACUAUCCUGACCGGACACCGGGCCAAUAUCUUCUCUGUCAAGUUCAUGCCGCACUCCAACGACCGGACACUGGUGACGUGUGCGGGGGAUUCUCAGGUGCGUGUCUUUGACAUCGAAUAUUCGAACAACAGCAGUAAUGCUGCUGCCGCAUCGGUGUUUAACACAUCUGCGCGAAGUCGUCGGUUCGAUAACUUCUUCGAUGGUACACGUUAUCUGAGCGAGAGUAAUACCAAUACGAGGGUCUACCGCAGCCAUGCAGAUCGCGCCAAGCGCAUUGUCACCGAAUCGUCGCCUUAUUUGUUCCUUACGUGCUCCGAGGACGGUGAGGUGCGCCAGUGGGAUUUACGACAGCCGUCGUCGGCAUACCCGCAGCCGCGGGGUGGUCAGGGACCCAUGGCGUACCGACCGGGGCUUGAUCACGAUGAUGGGAAUGUUCCGCCGCCGUUGAUCUCCUACAAGCGGUACCAACUGGACCUCAACACCAUCUCCUGCUCCUCUAGCCAACCGCAUUACAUUGCCCUGGGUGGCGCCCACCUCCACUGCUUCCUUCACGAUAGACGUAUGCUAGGACGUGACCUCCAGACCGAAAGAGGAGAUCCCGGAAGUUCUUCCCCGGCAAGUGGUAGUAGUAGUCGUGACGACGAAAUGAUGGGGCAAGCAACCAGAUGUGUUCGACGGUUCGCGCCCAAUGGCAAGAAACGAAUGCGGACUCGUGAUAAUGGCCAUAUCACAGACUGUAAAAUCAGCAACGCCAACCCGAACGAGAUGAUCGUUAGCUGGUCCGGCGAUCACAUCUACAGCUUUGACUUAAUCCGGAGCCCCGAUGCAAGAGAUCCCCAGUCCACCCGAGAAAACCCCAUUACCGGAUCGCCCCGUCCACGUAAGCGGAAAAGCUCCAAGGCCAAGAAGCGUAAGCGCCGCCAAGAGCAAGAAGAGGAAGCCUCAUUCUCGUCGCAAGCCAGCGGUAAUCGACAUGAGUCUCGUCGUCGCUCCCAGGAGAAUGAAGAUGGCGGCGAUCUCGCGUUCAGAGUCCGGUACGGUAAUGGGGAGUCGGAGGAUAUUCCUUUGCCAACGCUGUCUGAGACGUUCUUCGAUGCGCCAGAGGAGGUGAUUGAGCGGGCUCGCAAUGCGGUACUCACUGAUACCCAGCGGUUGAGCGUGCGUAUUGCAAAGCGUCUGGUUACGCUCCGCAAAGCCCUCUUCUCACUGGAGUCAGCUUUGCAUGAAGCUAGUAAUGUGUCAUUAUCGGAUGAGGCAGAAUCAGCGCCCACUCAUCGGUUCUUCAAGUCCUCACUCGCGCACGCCUCAUACUGUCUCAACCAGAUGAACGAAGUGAUGAUCUCAUGGUCAUAUCCUCUCAACCCUACACCCGAUAUGGUGAAUUUCCAGCAAACGCUCCGCCGGAACCGGGAAGCUUCCUGGCGACUCGUGCAGGCCGCAGGGACAACGCUCCGUGUUCUAGGAAGCGUGGCUGAGAGUUCAUCAGAAGUGGUAGAGGGAAGACCGGGCAUUGUUGACGUUGACCUGUUCAAGCAGAUAAGACCGUCUCCUGGGGAGAGCACUCUUGACCCGCCGGUGCAAUUUGGAUAUGACUUUCUCAAGGCUAUUCUGCUUUGGGUGGAAGGUGGGAGAGCUGCUCUUCUGUCCGGGUUCAAGCGUGAUCCUGCGCAGAGACGUAACCAGUCUCGGUUUCCGAUUCCGGAGGGCGCCGGUGAUGAAGCGAUCGAGACGGUUUUGAUUCCGUAUUUGCAGGGACUUGCUGGUGACACACCUAUUGUGAACGUUGAUGCUUCGCGGUUCGAGCAUGAUAGUACGAGGGUAUUGUUCCCGACACAACAUGCGGCGUUGACGGCAUUUGCAAAUGCCAUUAAGAUACCUUUGGAGGAUCUCAAUAAUGCCGCAGCCCGUGUCGACGGCCAUUACGAGGAGUCCACUGGAUCCCCACAAGUACAGGCCCUCGAUCGAGGUGCAGCAAAACGCUUUUGGGUCCUCAAAGCAGGCCGAGGAAUCCUGAUGGAAAUAGCCUCCGGCGUGAACUUUGAAUACUGCAAGUGGGCUUUUGGCGGUUUACGCACGACUACGGUUGAAGACGACGAGAGCGAUGAAGAUGAGGACAUUGAACUGGGGCAGGAAAGGUCACAGGAGGACAUCGAUCCUAAUGAAGAGGAGGAACCGAUUCGAGAUAUUAAUCUGGUUAGACGGGGCUCGGGUUCGUUUGGGCCCGGGAGGUAUGAUGGGAGUGAAACUGCUGCGAGUGAUAUAUCGGCGUUGAGUCUUUUCGAGAGAAUGGAACGUAGGUUUCCGGACGGUCACGAUGAUGAUGAGGCUCUUGGCGAUGCUGGCGAUGCUGGCGAUGAUGGCGAUAUUGAAAUCGACGAUCUGGCUAGUACUAGCGACAAUGGCAGUGAUGCCAGCGACGACGACGACGACGAGGAGGAGGAGGAGGAGGAGGAUGACGAUGACGUUGCAAAUGAAGACGAAGACGAAGACGAAGAAGACGUUGAAAUUGCGGACCUCCUAUCCGGAACGAAUGGGUUUCCACGAGCACGACGGGAGUAUGUCGAAAUCGAUGCCCCCUGCGAUACACAUACUAGGGUUUAUCGCGGACACUGCAAUAUCAAGACCGUCAAGGACGUCGGUUUCUUUGGCCUGAAUGAUGAAUAUGUCGUGAGUGGUAGCGACUCGGGCCAUGUGUUCAUCUGGGAUCGACAAUCGAGUGAUCUGGUUAAUAUCCUCGAAGGGGAUAGCGAGGUUGUCAAUGUUGUACAGGGCCACCCCUACGAACCAACCAUCGCCGCCGCCGGAAUUGACAGCACCGUCAAGGUCUUCUCUCCAGACCGCAAAGCGCAAGACGAUGCCCAUCGCGGCAUCAACAUCCUCAACCCCGAUCAUCCUGUCAACGCGCUUGGCGACGACUCGAAUAUCUAUGGUCUCUCGAGUUGUCGGCGUAUGCAUGAUAGUUAUCGCAUCAUGAGCCAGAAUGAUGUUGAUCGACAGGGUGGGAUGAGUGAUGCUUAUGUUACUAGGAGUAUGUUGGCUCGGCUUGCUACGAAUUUGAGACAUAGACAGCUUCAAGGUGACGGCGAGGGAACGACGCUUGUUGUCGAUCCGAAUUGCGCUAUGAUGUGA